CAACCACAACAAUCUCUCUUCUCUCCUUGUUCGUCGUCGCCGUCGUUGCCCAACGCCGCCAGACUUGUAGAAAUAUCCACUAAUGGCCCCAGUCAAAGUCACCAAGAUUUGCUGCAUCGGUGCUGGCUAUGUAGGCGGACCGACAUGCGCUGUCAUCGCCCUCAAAUGCCCCCACAUCCAGGUCACGAUUGUUGACCUCAACCAAGCGCGUAUCGAUGCAUGGAACAGCCCCGACUAUAAGCUCCCCAUCUAUGAACCCGGUUUGGUCGAUGUCGUGAAGCAGGCGAGAGGCCGAAACCUCUUCUUCUCCAGCGAUGUCGACAAGGGUAUCGAGGAGGCUGACCUGAUCUUCGUCAGUGUCAACACCCCCACCAAGAAGAGCGGUGUCGGUGCUGGUUUUGCUGCUGACCUAAAUUACGUCGAACUCGCCACCCGCAGAAUCGCCAGUGUUGCUACUUCCUCCAAGAUCGUUGUCGAAAAGUCGACUGUGCCAUGUCGAACCGCCGAGUCGAUGAGGACCAUCCUCGAGGCCAACUCGAAGCCCGGCUGCCGAUUCGACAUCUUGUCCAACCCUGAAUUCCUUGCAGAGGGAACUGCUAUCAACGAUCUGCUCCAUCCCGACCGUGUCCUCAUUGGUUCUCUCCAGACCGAGGAGGGCCUCAACGCUUGCCAAUCACUUUGUGAUAUCUACUCCAACUGGGUUCCCAAGGACCGCAUUUUGACCGUUGGUCUGUGGUCAUCUGAGCUCUCCAAGCUCGCGGCCAAUGCUAUGCUCGCCCAACGUAUCUCAUCUAUCAACGCCCUCUCUGCCAUCUGCGAGGCUACUGGUGCCAACAUCGACGAGGUGGCGCACGCUAUCGGCUAUGAUACCCGCAUUGGUCCCAAGUUCCUCAAGGCUAGCGUCGGCUUUGGCGGAUCGUGCUUCCAGAAAGAUAUCCUUAACCUUGUCUAUCUUAGCGAGAGCCUGCACCUCCCCGAGGUUGCUGCUUACUGGAAGCAGGUCGUGGAGAUGAACGAGCACCAGAAGAGGAGGUUUGCCAAGCGUGUGGUGGAUACCAUGUUCAAUACCAUCACUGGCAAGCGCAUUGCCGUCCUUGGCUUCGCCUUCAAGGCCGACACUGGUGACACCCGUGAAUCCGCCGCUAUCACCCUCAUCCGCGAUUUCCAAUCCGAGAAGGCCUACGUUAGCGUGUUCGACCCUCAAGUCGAGGAAGAGCAAAUCUGGCAAGACUUGCAGGAGGCCAGUCCCUUGGUCCCUCUGGAGCAGAUCAAGAAACAGGUCACUGUUCACAAAUCGGCAAUGGAAGCCUGCAAGGGCGCCGAGGCCGUUGUCAUUGCUACCGAGUGGAAGGAAUUCCUUCAGAUCGACUGGGAGGAGGUCUACCAGACCAUGAACAAGCCUGCUUUCGUCUUUGACGGACGAUUGCUCCUCGAUGCCGACAAGCUGAGGAAGAUUGGUUUCAAGGUUACCACCAUUGGACGACCUUGAGUGCGUCAUGAUGCAAGGUCGAAGAUUUGUUGCUUCCAUCACCCACACGUUUGUUUCUUCAAGACGCCUUUAAUAUCCAUAGAAUGACGGUUUAAUACCUUUGCCUUCGGACAUUGAUACGCAAGUAAUUCAUUCACGACCAUUUAUCUUAGAUACCUUCGUUGAUUACCCUUUUGUUGUUGGAAGAAGGACUUGAGUACUGUAGUAGUACGUUUUCUGUUGUAUGAAGGAGUGUUUGAUAGAUUCGUAGAGUAAAGCCUAAUUGCAUGAAAUCGAC
Messenger RNA from Coprinopsis cinerea okayama7#130, 1766 nucleotides. RefSeq names its product UDP-glucose dehydrogenase. Gene Ontology annotation, biological process: glycosaminoglycan biosynthetic process. The record is from RefSeq and is a predicted model, not a curated record. NCBI's taxonomy places the organism in Eukaryota, Fungi, Basidiomycota, Agaricomycetes, Agaricales, Psathyrellaceae. Gene Ontology annotation, molecular function: UDP-glucose 6-dehydrogenase activity; NAD binding. Bases 83 to 1489 code for a protein of 468 amino acids. The transcript has 7 exons. Gene Ontology annotation, cellular component: cytosol; nucleus.